UGAUUUCGAUGGGAAGAAAUAAUAUUCAGCAUCGAAGGAAUAACAACUGAAAUCAUCCCGUCCUGCAGCAUGCACCUAUGUGAAUGUGGAGAAUGACCAGCAAUGUCCAAGUUGAACAUUCCACCCUUUGUGCCUGCCCGGACUGUGCUGGAAGGCCUCGAGUCAGAGGAUGCGUGUGAAGACAAGAAAGCUGUAAAAAAGGAGAUCCAUAGCAAAAAGGGAGCCAAAAAGGACAAAAUGGAAGAGGAGAAUACAGACCUGCUCAGACUUUGCCACACAGUACCGCUGGAGGUGGUGAACUUAGGUGGGAAAGGUUACGAUCCAGAGAAGAAAGACUACUCAGGUUUUGAGGCCUGGUUGCAGUGUUACUAUGUGGAUGGAAUGAAGUCUGUACGCGACCACAAUGGCAGGACUAUGUGGUUCAAAGGCGAUCCAGGUCCUAUGGCUCCUAAAGAAUCAAAGUCUCCAAAGGCCAAAAAGAGAAAAGAUACAGAUGCAGACCAUGAUUACCCCCGCAAGAAAAAGGUGUCCAGGAAACACAACUCUGACAGCACAGUGAAGAAAAAAGCAGCCAAAAAGCCCACAAAAGCAGCAAAGGAAGAAGAAAAUGGACCUCAAGAAGAAGCCACACCCAGAAGAAGAUCAGCAAACACACCUCAGCAAGAACCGAAAUCCACGUCAGGCAGGAGGAAAAAGAACAAUACAGAGCCAGCUGCAGGUCUGAUUCUAAUAAUACUCCCAUUUUCUGAAAAUAUUAAGAGCCUGAUCUUUGAGGAUCCAAUUCCCACACACUUAUCUGUGUGCGCAAACUAUAAAAUUGCAUGUACUGUUGGUGGACGUGUUGUAUGUGAUCUACUUUGUGCAAUUGAUAGCAGCAAAAGUGGCACAGAUCACCCUAUUUUUGUGUACUAGAAGCAUUAUGUGCCCUUGGAAACACUUCUUUCCCUCUACAUUCAUGUUAUUAUGCUCUCCACACUGGAGGGGGGCUUAUAUUAGAUUAUAGCACAUAUCGAUCAUCUAACACCUUUUCUGCAAUAUAGAAUCACAGUAUGUAUACUAUUUGCAGCAGGAAUGAUCAAACUGCAUAUUGCAAGACAUUUUUUUUAGGAGUUAUACUAAAUACAAAAAAAAAAAACGCAACGCUUUUGUUCUUGUUCCCAAUUUAAAUGAACUCAAAGAUCGAAAACUUUGACUAUAAACACAAAAUACCUGUUCCUCUCAAAUAUUGUUCACAAAUCUGUAUACAUUUGUUAGUGAGCAUUUUUUCUUUGCCAAGAUAAUCCAUCCCACCUGACAGGUGUGCCUUGAGCUGUCCAAAAUAAAAGGCCACUGUGAAAUGUGCAGUUUUAUCACACAACACAAUGCUUCAGAUGUCGCACGUUUUGAGGGAGCGUGCAGUAGGCAUGCUGACUGCAGCAAUGUCCACCAGAGCUGUUGCCCGUCAAUUAAAUGUUUAUUUCUCCGCCAUAAGAAUAGAAUAGAAUAGAAGGUACUUUAUUGAUCCCUGGGGGAAAUUCAGCACCACAGUUCGCUCACAAUAAACAAUGAUAAUAAUAAAUAAUAUAAUAUAUAUGAAUAAUAUAAAUAUAUUCUACAUUUAAGUGCAGUCAAGGAACACAUGCAUUAUACAGUCUGAUGGCUGUCGGUGUGAAGGACCUCCUGUGUCGUUCCGUGUUGCAUUUUGGGAGUCUGAGCCUUCCACUGAAGGUGCUCAUUCUCUCUGCAAGGUCCGAGUGUAGUGGGUGGGAGGUGUUGUCCAUAAUGGCUAGGAGUUUUGCUAGACUUCUCUCUGACACCACCGCCAGAGAGUCCAGCUCCACUCCCAUCUUGUUACUGGCCUUCUCUACCAACUUGUCCAGUCUGUAUGUGUCCCUCACUCUCAGCCCGCUGCCCCAGCAGGCCACGGCGUACAAGAGGGCGCCUGCCACCAGCGACUCGUAGAACAUCUUCAACAUCUUUGUACAGACGUUGAAGGAUCCUAGCCUCCAAAGGAAAUAUAGAUUCGGCUCUGUCCCUUCUUGUAGAGGGCCUCAGCGUGUUUUGACCCAUUCAGCUUGUUGUCCAUGUGUACUCCGAGGUAUUUAUAAUCCUCUACCAUGUCCACAUCCACCCCCUUGAUGGAAAGAGGGGUCGCCAGAGUACUCCUCCUCCUUCCCAGGUCCACAACCAGCUCCUUGGUCUCCGUAACAUUGAGCUGGAGGUGGUUCUUUCCACACCAUGUGACAAAGUCCUCCACCAGUGUCCUGUAUUCCUCGUCAUCACCUUCCUCAAUACACCCCACUAUCGCAGAGUCAUCAGAAAACUUCUGAAGGUGGCAGGACUCUGACUGAUAGUGGAAAUGGGUGGUGUAAAUGGUGUAGAGGAAGGGGGAAGAGUACUGUAGCCUCCGGGGCCCCGGUGUUGCUGACCAGCCUGUCAGACACACAGUCCUGCAGUGGCAUAUACUGUGGUCUGUCAGUCAGGUAAUCUACAACCCAGGACACCAAGGGGGCCUCCACCUGCAUCUUCUCCAACUUCACACCCAGUAGCCCAGGCCGUUUAGUAUAAGCCGCCUCCAAAGGUGUUUCAGAGAAUUUGGCAAUACAUCCAACUGGCCUCACAGCCGCAGACCAUAUUGAUUGGCUGAGACCUGCCACCCGGACAGCUGCUACAACAAUUGGUUUGCUUAACCAUAGCAUUUCUGCACAAACUGUUAGAAACUACCAUGAAUUGAUUAACGUGGACCCCGACUUAAACAAGUUGAAAAACAUAUUGGGGUGUUACCAAUUAGUGGUCAAUUGUACGGAAUAUGUACUGAACUGUGCAAUCUACUAAUAAAAGUAUCAAUCAAUCAAUCUGUCUCAAGAAAGCUCAUCUGCAUGCUCGUGGUCCUCAUCGGGGUCUCGACCUAACUGCAGUUUGUCUUCUUAACCAACUUGAGUGGGCAAAUGCUCACACUCAAUGGCGUCUGGCACAAUACAGAGGUUUUGGUAUGUUAUUAUUGACAGCGAAACCACGUGCAUUUUAUUGAUGGCAUUUUCCAUGCGCAGAGAUACCGUCACGAGACCCUGAGCCCCAUUGUUGUACUAAUCACCCGAGGCCAUCACCUUUAUAAAUAACAUUUACUAACUCAUGUUGCAAGGAUCUGGAAGCUAAAAACAUCCCAGUUCUUGCAUGACCAGCAUACUCACCGGACAUGUCACCCAGUAAGUAAUUUUUGAGAGGAAUAUAUAUUUUCUGUAUAGUAAAAGUUUCAGAUCUUUAAGUUCAAUUCAUGAUAAAUGGGAGCAAAAACAAAAGUGUUGCGUUUAUAUAUUUGUUCAAUACCAUAUUUUUCGGAGUAUAAGUCGCACCUGCCGAAAAUGCAUAAUAAAGAAGGAAAAAAAACAUACAA
Messenger RNA from Nerophis ophidion (straightnose pipefish), 3373 nucleotides. Its product is annotated as endonuclease 8-like 1. Gene Ontology annotation, cellular component: nucleus. The transcript is spliced from 8 exons. Lineage: Eukaryota; Metazoa; Chordata; Actinopteri; Syngnathiformes; Syngnathidae. The record is from RefSeq and is a predicted model, not a curated record. Gene Ontology annotation, biological process: base-excision repair. Bases 103 to 912 code for a protein of 269 amino acids. Gene Ontology annotation, molecular function: DNA-(apurinic or apyrimidinic site) endonuclease activity; DNA N-glycosylase activity.